This is a messenger RNA of Peniophora sp. CBMAI 1063, 972 nucleotides long. The record is from the annotation of a GenBank genome assembly. NCBI's taxonomy places the organism in Eukaryota, Fungi, Basidiomycota, Agaricomycetes, Russulales, Peniophoraceae.
AUGAGCUCGACUUCAGGCAGAUCCCGAAUACCUAUACGUGUCUCAAAUGGUCGCGCCUUUGUUUUUGAUGUGGACCAUGUCGCCACAUUACGUUCGAAACACCGUAUUUGCGGUGUACUGGGAGGCACGCUCCCGCAUCUAUCGCAACAGAAUGUGUUCCUCGGUUUACCCCUUCUAUUAAUGCCCGAGGAAGUCAACCUCCUAGUCGACAAAGGUCUCGCCGUCCUUGUCGAUGAUCCGCACGCAUAUCGCCUUCCUUCAGCACAAGAACUGCAGGACUGGGACGACAAGCGCGCCGCUGACGCUCUAGCGCAGCUACGCCGUGCUGCGGGCGCCCAAGCCGUUGGACGUGCUCAACUCGCAAAUAGCCCGGCAGCCGCAGCAAAACGCGCCGCGCGAGAGGAGAAGAGGCGCCUGGCGGCAGCAGCUGCUGCCGCUCAGAACGAGAACGGAGGGGUAUUCACGCCUGAGCCCGAACCCGCUCCCGCUUCUGCGCCAACUCCGGUACCAGCACCUCUGGAGGGUGACUCGAUCAACAUAGCGCUUGCAUCCAAGGAGCCGUGGACAGUCUCAGUAGCAGGCGGCUCGGAUGACCUGCCUUGGUACCACUCAGACCGAGCUUCGUACAGUUCGCUUGACGCUGCACGGGCAGCCGGCGUUUGGACACAUCCAGAGAAUGAGGUUGACCGUACUCGAUGUGCUGUCUUCCGUGACCUAUGGGAGAAGGGGUAUUAUAUGGGCGGAGGUAGUAAGUUUGGUGGUGACUGGCUGGUGUAUCCUGGCGAUCCUCUCCGCUACCACUCGCACUUUGUCGCAACUUCGCAUGCUGCGAAAGACCCACUCCGACCAAUGGAGAUUGUGGCGCAUGGUCGGCUGGGCACGGCGACGAAGAAGGCUCAUUUACUCUGUUCUUGGGAUGCAGAGAAGGGGGAGGUCAAGUACAUCAGUAUUGAAUGGGCUGGAUUCGGCUAG